AGUUUUGCGAACGAAGUGAUUACUUUUUAUCAAGUGAACUAUAAAUUUCGAUAACUAUUUUAUCUUCUAUUGUGAUAAUUCAAGAAAGAAGAGUUUUUUUUUAACAAAAUGGUUCUUUUUUGAAAGUUGCGACGUUAAAUUACGAAAGUCAUUAAUAUUCAAAUAUUGAAAGAAACUCCGAUAAUGGAUGAAGUGAUUAACAUAAAAGAAAUUGCGAUACUUCCGCGUGUGAAGUAAUAUCGUAUUUUGGAUUUUCAUAAUUUAUAAAUAAAAACAUUGAUUUUAUCAAUGUCUCCUUGAAAUUAUAAUUUCGGAUAUGACAAUAUAGUGAAAUAUAAAAAAAAAAAAAAGAAAAAACGAAAAAUUACAAAAUAAUAAAAAUAUUCACUAAAUAGUGAAUUAAGAUUAAGGAUCAGGUUUCGUAGUGUUGCCUUGGAUUGUUUUUCAUUUAUUUUUUCUGCGACAAGUCAAAAAUUACUAUACCAUAUUUGAUCAAAAGUAUAUGAUCGCGCAUUGGUUCUUGCGGUUCCGAGAGCCACAGGCAAAACCCGUGUGUGAAGUUCACCGUUUGUGACAUCACGCUUCAUUGUUGGAGGUUUACGUCAUUCUUGAGUCGGAGAACGACUCGCGGAACGCACACGCAGAAAAAAGAGCGAGAGAGAGAGAGAAAUAAAAAGUAAGAGAGGAGGAAACCAGCCGCGAAACCAUAAAAAUUUUGUUGCCGCCUUCGCUGACCUGGUAUCAGGAUUUUGAUCGGCAAAUAAAAUCAGUGUCAGUGCGGAGUUUGGGUGAAUGAGAGUUAUAAAUUGAAAACAGUUUCAAUAUUCUCAUUAUUAUUGACUGAAAACAAAAGUUAAAUCGUGAACAUGUCAACGACGACAUUUCACUUAAACGCAACCAAAUUCUCAGUGAAUAAAUUUCGCUAUUAUUUUUUAUAAUUGUGUCAAAAUAGAAAGAGAGAGAGAAAGCGAAAAAAAUUUUAAUUUAUUUUUAUUGUAUAUUGAAAAAAAAUUGAGUGUCAACAUAAAAAUGUUCAUGAAGAGUACAUGAGAAAAAGUGUUUUUCCCGUGGGUCGUUCGCACGGAGUCUUUCAUUUUAAAUAUAACGAUGUAUAAAUAAGUAUGAGCAAUAGCGGGAGUACGCGAGGCUGUCUCGCAAAGAUUUUGUGAAGCAAUCAUACACUCUGAUUGGACAACGUGUGAACGUGGCUGUUUCUCGAAUUUUUAAAAAACGAGAUAAAGAAAAGAAGAAAAAAACGAAUUUUAAAUUGUGGCAAAUGCAGUCGUUAAAUUUUAAUUUUGUAUUGACAUCUGCCACAUAUGUUAUUGUUGUGUGGGCAUGCUCUGUGGAGGCUCUGCCAAGGGAAACUUGAAAAAUCGAUUUUGUCAGUUUGGGAAGUGUCGUCAUCAGAAUUAAUAAUUCUCCAGAAUUAAACAAUGAAAUUGAACUGUCGGAAUCAAUUAUUGCAGGAUUGUUUACAUUGUCGACAACAGUCUUCAUGCACAUUGGAUAUACGGAAUGCUCUGGUUUUCGAGUGAGUCGCAAGUGCAUGAAAUGUUGCACUGCACAGAAGAUUGUCCCAAGAUCAGCACUGACGCCUGUACAAUGCUUGGAGAAUUUUGUAUAUUUGCUACGGAACUUGCACGCCUCUGCGAGCAAGGCUGUUCCUAUGAGCACCUCUCAAUCAUUAAUCUGUGAUGGAAAGGACACCAAUAAUAAAACGGGUUCAAAAAGAAUGGCAUGUGAGGUAUUUUUGGGUGGAUCUUGCAAUCCUACAACAUGGAGGUCAGAAAUAGCGAUACCGACACUUCAAAGUUUAGGAAUUUCUUAUUACAAUCCCCAAGUGUCACAAUGGGGUCCAGAACUUAUUGCUCAGGAAUACGAAGCAAAACAGACUGCGCGUGUAUUGCUUUUUGUAAUAGAUAACCAGACUCGUAAUACUGCAGGAAUGAUUGAAGCAGCUCAAUUGGCAGCAACGCGCAGAGAAUCACUAGUCCUUGUCGUGUAUCCUUAUCGACAAGGUCAGACUAUUCUUGGAGAGACCGUUUCCUCUCAAGAAUAUUAUGACCUAAUGAAUGGGCUGCUAGUACUUCAAUUUUUUAUGGAUAGACAAAGGAUACCAAUAUUUGAAAAUGUUUCAAUUGCGCUCAAUUGUACGUCCAAGAUUCUCCGCAAAGCGAUAAAAGUGCAAGAUCUGCACUCCGAAGAUGGAAUCAGGCCUACUCGAAUCUCACUUAAUCAGCACGGAAGCGAUGUAGUAGCAUUAAGAGAGAUCUUUCAAUCUUUAGACGUUAAUGACACAGGGACAGUAAGUCUGAAUGAUGCUUUGAUGACGUUGCAGUCGAAUUCAAAGUGUAAUGGAUCCGUCUCUGACCAUUUUAAUUCUGUGAAUAAAUCGGAAACCGGCGAAGACGUGAUACAAAGUUUUUCAUUGAACGAUGACCCGAAGGAGCAGAGGAUAAAAUUCGAUCAAUUUUGUGCGUUAGCGAAUGAAUGGUCCUGGCGAAUGAGGAACAAUGGCGUUACCUGUGAAAGUGAGAUACCUUCCGUUUGGAGUAUUUUAAGUAGGAAGACAUCAAAGUUUCUGCGCAGCGCUUUCGUACACCCUUUUAAUCGUUUCUUAGACUGGACCAAUUCAUUGAUGCUGGAUUCCGAGAAAAGGGAUAUGUACAUUGGUGUGAUCGGCAAAGAUCUGUUAUGGUUAGAAUCUUCAGCAGCACCUUUAAUAAAAUCGAUGGGAUUAUCUUUUCAUCGUCCGAGUUUAAACGAGUACAAUAUUAGGAUAUUGUCGCAAGAAUUGCAGCAUAUGAAAAAUUCGAGAGUCAUUUUGUUAAUUGUCCCGCAGCAUUCGCGCGGUAUUGCCAUUAUGGCCUUAGCGGCCCAUUUAAUUGGGCUGCAUGCCAACCUUGUCCUUUGUGUUCAAACUCUUCCUGAUAAUUGCACCGUAUCUGGCGAACAGUUAACGGUGCAAGCCACGAAAGACUACAAUAGGGGCAGAAUGUACCUGUCGGACUAUGCGACGCGCGAAGGUGUACCUGUUUUUCAAAAAGUCGCUGAUGCCUUACAACACGCGAUACAAAUAGUUCCUUUACCAACCCUUAAUACACCCUUUCAUGUACUUUUAAUUAAAUUUUUUGGAGUUUAUUGGAAAUCAACAAUUGUAAUACUAUGGCCACUUUUAUUACUUCCAAUUAUUAUUUUCAACAAUGCAGAGAUGUUUCGGUGCCUUUAUAUUGUGCUAAUAAUGGCACUAUUUUGGGUGACGGAAGUGGUACCAUUGCCAAUAACAGGAUUAAUACCUGUUACAUUAUAUCCUCUGAUGGGUAUACUUAGUACAAGUGAAACAUGCGAUUGUUAUAUCAAUGACACUACCAUGAUGUUUUUUGGGAGUUUGGUCCUGGCAGUUGCCAUUGAAAAUUCAGGAUUGCAUAUGCGAGUUGCAUUAUUAAUAAUUAAAACAAUCGGAUGUAGUCAUAGGAAAUUAAGUUUAGGUUUAUUUUGCGUGACAAUGUUUAUUUCAAUGUGGAUUUCAAAUACUGCAGCUACUGCAAUGAUGAUUCCAAUAGUAGAAACAGUUCUCCUCGAAUUAGAGGCGCAAGGACUAGGGAAUAUGUUUUAUCAUGAAAAUGAUAACGAACAUGAUGCCGAACCUACAAAAAGGCCAACAAAAACGACAAUGGUUUAUUAUUUAACCGCUGCUUACGCUUCGACUCUUGGUGGAAUUGGUACAAUGGUUGGAAGUGGGACAAAUUUGACAAUGAAAGGAAUUUUUGAAGAACGAUUUCCCGAUAGUUCUGGAAUAAAUUUUGCAGCCUGGAUGCUGUACGCUGUACCAGUGAUGCUGCUAAUGGGAUUCUUAGUAUGGCUAUGGUUGCAAGUAAUGUAUAUGGGCCUUUUUAGGCCAAAAAGUAAAGAAGCUCGUGACAUAGAUAUUGGAAAACAAGGCGAACAGGUGGCAGCAAAAGUAAUUGAAGAAAGAUACAGAGAACUUGGACCAAUUACGUGGCAUGAAUCGUGUGUUGGAAUAAUUUUUCUCUGUGUUGUUUUUCUUUGGUUUUUCAGAAAACCUGAAUUUGUUCCCGGUUGGCCAAGUUUCGUUACAGAAAAGAAAGUAAAAGACUCAACGGCGGCAAUAACUGCCAUUAUUCUGCUGUUUGCACUUCCGGCCAAAUUAGAUUUUCUUAGUGCAUUUAAUAAAGAUCCCAGUAAACGACCAACGAAACCCUCACCGGGAAUGAUAAAUUGGAAAGUUAUUCAUCAAAAAAUGCAUUGGAGUUUAAUUUUUGUUCUUGGUGGUGGAUUUGCCAUAGCCACUGGUAGUACGAAAUCUGGACUAUCCAAAUGGCUUGGAGAAUCUCUAACUGGGCUUAGUUCAUUGAACGUUGUAGCAAUUUUAUUUAUGGUAUGCCUCUUCUCUGGAACAGUCACUGAACUGACGUCAAAUGUGGCUGUGGCAACAAUCAUUUUACCAGUAUUAGCAGAAAUGAGUGUAGCUGUUAAAAUUCAUCCUCUUUAUUUAAUGUUACCAGCAGCACUUUGCUGUUCAUUUUCAUUUCAUCUUCCUGUGGGAACUCCACCAAAUGCUAUUGCCAGUGCUGCUGGCCAUAUAAAAACAAAGGAUUUCGUAAUUGCUGGCAUUGGUCCUAGUAUUAUAACGAUUGUCAUUACGACAUUGUCAUUUUCUACUUGGGGAGUGUAUGUUUUUAAUCUUAACGAAUUUCCGGAAUGGGCUUCCCACAAACACAUUGGCAAUUAAAUUAUUUAUUUGUUUUUAUUUGUCUAUUUAUAUUAUAGUCUCUCUUUUUUUUUAAAUGUGCCGAUUACUACAAGUUUUAUAAUAUUUUAUGUUUGUCAUUUUUCUCUUUUUUAAUAACAAUUUUAAAAAUAAUUUAUAUAACAGAUUUUUAUCCAAAAAUUUGAUGUAUUUUUUAUUUUUUAAAAUUUUGAAAUCACAUUCAUCACUUAAAAUAUUUACUAUUGUUGCCGUUAAAUAGAAAAACACUAUAAACAGUAUUUUGAUUUAAUCAGAAUACGAGAUGUGAUGAAAGUAAUAAAAAUAAGAUCAUUGUUAAUGAAUCAUGUGAUAUUAAAACGUGUUCGUCUAAAUGCAAAUUACAACGCGUUGUUAAAUUUCUAAUAGAUAAUAUUUUAUAUACAUUUAAUAGAAAGCGAUUAAAUAAAAAUUUUAAUCAUACAAA
This is a messenger RNA of Leptopilina boulardi, 5198 nucleotides long. RefSeq lists its product as uncharacterized. Gene Ontology annotation, biological process: monoatomic anion transmembrane transport; citrate transport. Gene Ontology annotation, molecular function: succinate transmembrane transporter activity; calcium ion binding; citrate transmembrane transporter activity. The record is from RefSeq and is a predicted model, not a curated record. Gene Ontology annotation, cellular component: membrane. Lineage: Eukaryota; Metazoa; Arthropoda; Insecta; Hymenoptera; Figitidae. The transcript is spliced from 22 exons. Bases 1499 to 4756 code for a protein of 1085 amino acids.